AUAACAGGUCUUGGAUUUUGAAGAGUAAUCCAUUCGUCCGUUUGGCUAAACAGCGUUUUGGCACUUUGGCUGAUGUCAGUUCGCGAUGUAAACCCUAAAUCCAAUUCCUAACCAUCAUUUGGGAAUCAUAAUUCUAAUUCCUAACACUGGUUUGUAAUCAUCAUUUAGUCCUAGUUAGGUGGACAUUCUGAAGGUCACUUUGGAGUCGCCCAAAGGUCGUCAAUAAAUUACAGGGUCAAGGAAAAUCCGAAAAAUUGAAGAAUUUGUUGUAAGAUAUAUUGUCUAAGUUUUCGACUUGUCAGGUUCUUUGAUAUACAUGGUAGUUCUACACACUUGUCUUUGGCUUACAACGUUUAAACCUGCAAGGCAAAACGUUAUAGAACAUAUGUCACUUUAGUUGGAAAAUGCAUGGAUAUUUAUCUACUGCUACCCGAAGCAGUGGUGUCCGCACCUUCAAUUGACUCUUUCAAGAGAAGACUGGGCACUCACAAAAGCAUACUAGAAAAGGAAUAACAUGGGCCGUAGGCCUUCUGUCCUUACUACACAAAUCUGAAUCUGAGCUCCUACGGAACUAAAGUAGUCGUCGGGCUUAGUUUUGAAAGAUGGUAUAAGUCCCCAUUACUAUCACGUCCAAAAGUGGUUCAGUAGCUUACUGAUUAAAACCACGAGAAAGUAUGCACAAAGUUUUGCGGGAACGUCCGUGUUCUAUCACAUUGAUGUUCUUGUUUGCGUAGUUUUGCACUAAAAUGUAUGUUACUUUAGUGAAGAGGAUUAUGAAGACUACGAUUCAUCCUGAUGAUAUUCUCCUAAUAUUUAUGCACCGCACAGGGCGAAAAUUCAAAGCCUUCAAGGGACUGAGCAGGAUUUAUUAUUUUAGUGUGAGUCAUUGUGUGUUGCUCUGUUUUACAUGUUUCAAGAGAGCUACAUACUUCUUAAGAGACAUAAUACAGUUUUUCCCCAGGUAAGGUUUUGAGUAAACAUUGAAAGCAGUUUUGAAUAAUUCUGGAGUCAACCAGUUCAAGUUUUCGAAAGAAACCUCAGGACAGUAUACUUUAUUGUGCCCAGGACAGUAAUAGAAAAAGAUACUUAGGGUAUUACAUUAAGUAAUAUGCAGAUCGGUUGUUGUGCUUAUGAAGGUAAUACUUAAAUCACCCAGAAACUACGACCUGCAUGCACCACUGUUAUUCACCAUUAGCAUCCUGCGUUUUCAGUUAUUGAGAGUAGCUUUCUGGUGACCCAGUCGUAUAACCAACUGUUUGUAAAAAUUUGAGUUGUCAGAAGUAUCUCAUCCACUUCUCAGUCAGUCAGUUCAUUUUUAAAUCCCAAGACCAUCUGGUAUAGCAGAAUCUCGGAAUCUGGAUUACAAAGUAGGUCGUUAAUGGAUAGUACGAAAAAGAGAAUUCCAAAGACCGAGUCUUGUGGUACUCCCAUUGUUUCUGUCAACCGCUCAGACAAAGCAGAAUGAACUCUAACGCGUUUCGAUCCCUCUUUUAUGUAGUAUAAAAGCCACUUCUCUAGAUAAACCAAUAUAAUUAAUAUAGUUUUCCCCCCUAUAUUCUUAAGUUACUGAGUUGUCGCAAUACUUCUGUCAUUUUUUUUCCGUACUAUUUCCUUACACUCACUGUUUUACUUCGUUUCCCACUAUCUAUCAGUAUGAGAGAAAAUCUCCACAUAAAUUCAGUUAUUUGAUGAACACGCCUACAAACUCGAUCAAUCUGACUUCAUUGUUGCAUAAUGUCUUCUUUUCAAUAUGAUGAAUUCAACUACAAGCUGAUCGCUUUGACUGGCGUGAAAACUGCUAGGCAAAAUACAAAACGAGAAAACCCUCAAUUCAGUCUAUCUCCCAUGCUUUCAACUGAAUCUUCACUAUAUGAAAGGUUGUAGUUGUAAUGAAUAAGAGUACACGAAACCGACCUUUACUUGCCUUUUGCCAUUGUUCACCUCUUAGCCGUUGCCCAUAUUCCAGGUCUGUUUGUGUAUCGUCAACAGGAUGUUUUCAUUCAUUGCAUUUGGAUUUAUCACUAACAUAUGUGGAUGAUGAGUCGUAUGGGUGUUUUUCAAAUAAUACGAAUCAGGUUGACUUACUCUGCCGAAAUUCAAAAGUUGGUAGACAAUUAUUAUAUUGUUGUUCUCCAGAUGAUGGGGAUUUUUGCAAUCGGAACUCGAGUUUGCUAGAAUUAAUCAGUCCUAUCCGAAUGAAUGCUCAUGCAUUUACAUGGAAAUCUAUUUUGACAGCAGUGUUGUUCCCUACCUUUGCACUGUUUUGUGGGCUUCUAGCGAUCAUGCUUUUUUGGAAGUGCUUUUUAAAAAAACGAAUAGAAAACUACGAUCGCUAUGUCAAUGAACUUAGCUACAAACGUCCCAGCUUCACUACAGAUGUCUACAAUUAUCUAGUAAAACUCAAUGAAGAACAGUUUUCGAAUCAUACCAUUCUACGACAUGGUCCCUCCUGAUCCAACCUUCUCACAGAUGAGGGAUAUUGUUUGUGGCAAUAGUUUGACCAUAAGUGAUCAAACAAACCAAUUGAACAGGAAUAACUCAAGUAUAAACACUAAAUCCCCCAAGACAAGUCCAGAUUACGACAAUGUUCAUUGUAGGCCUCGCAUCUACCAGCGUUGGUUAGAUGACACCUAUCUAUCCUGCUAUGCACAGGUGAUACAAGAAUGUUGGCAUGAUGAUUGGUCUGUACGCCUUUCUGCUCUUCGUGUUCGUAAACGUCUGGGACAGAUCGAAGAUGCAGUUAGGCAAUCAUUGGUCAGAAAAAGAGGAGAGAACAUUCCUUCUAAUGUAAAUGAGUUAUCAGUACUCCUGACCGAGGACCCAGAAACUUUGGCUUGAUUUUCACAUUUUCUGAUAUAUCGAAGCUUAUCUUUGAAAUUUGCAUUUAAUUUUAGUGUUGUAACUUCCUAAAUAUUUUCACUUAAUAGGUAAUUUAAUAAUUCAAA
This is a messenger RNA of Schistosoma haematobium, 2945 nucleotides long. RefSeq names its product Activin receptor type-1 (gene ACVR1). The transcript has 3 exons. Bases 2404 to 2838 code for a protein of 144 amino acids. Gene Ontology annotation, biological process: protein phosphorylation; BMP signaling pathway; dorsal/ventral pattern formation. Gene Ontology annotation, molecular function: SMAD binding; transforming growth factor beta receptor activity, type I; ATP binding. The record is from RefSeq and is a predicted model, not a curated record. NCBI's taxonomy places the organism in Eukaryota, Metazoa, Platyhelminthes, Trematoda, Strigeidida, Schistosomatidae. Gene Ontology annotation, cellular component: signaling receptor complex; plasma membrane.